Lepisosteus oculatus (spotted gar) is the source of this 3285-nucleotide messenger RNA. Its product is annotated as E3 ubiquitin-protein ligase TRIM39-like. The record is from RefSeq and is a predicted model, not a curated record. Gene Ontology annotation, molecular function: protein binding; zinc ion binding. NCBI's taxonomy places the organism in Eukaryota, Metazoa, Chordata, Actinopteri, Semionotiformes, Lepisosteidae.
CUGGCCCUCCGGGAUCAGAACCUUUCACUGUCUUUUACUAAAACCAAAGAGAUCAAGUUCCUCCACUCUUUCCUCAGACCUCCUACCCUUGAGACCUAGAAUGAGUCUUUUUGGAAAUUCCUACCCAGUCCUUGAUCUGUGUAGUGAAUCAAAAGAGGCCAAACACCAUCAGCACAAUCCCUCCUGACCAUUAGUAUGCAAUAUUAGCACUCUUGACCCAAAGAUGACACAGGCCUGGCCGGGCCAAUGAACACCAGCAAGCAGCAGGACGUUUUCUCACACAUGCUGGGAAGAGGCUUUAGAUGUGUGGUGCACCUUUAAAGCCGGGAAUCCAGCAAAUCCAGAGCAUCCUGGAGAAGUGGUGGAACCAGUCUCUCGGGGUGGAGCAGCUGGGGGGUGUGUGAGUAGAAAGGUUUGGUUUGACCUGAUUCCUGCAGUGACUCACUGCUGAGAGGCACAGGCACACCAGGUCCAGCGUGUCUGAGAGGCUCUCCUGCACGCCACUGCUGCUGGAGCUGUUGGUGUUUUUGGGGGGUGAGGGGGGUAAGGAUAUUCCCAUCUUCCGUACGGGCUGAGUGACAAGUUGGCCAUAGAUUUCUGCUGUUUAGUCGUGAGGAAGAGGACAUGCACCCGGAGGGCCUCAACUACAUUCUCUCUGCUGCUUCCCGCCCCAGCUCUCUCUGAGCUUACACCAUCUUUAACCUUUGACCUCUAGUCUUAAACAUUUAACCUUUGACCUCUAAUCACAAACCACAAACAUUUAGCAUUCGACCUUUAGCCUUUGACCUUGAUCUUUGGCUUUUGAUCUUUGACCCUUCAACCCACCCCGGCUGCCCCUGUUCAAGAUGGCAGAGGCCCUGUGCAGCGAGCAGGAGCUGACCUGCUCGAUCUGCCUGGACAUCUUCACCGACCCCGUCUCCACGCCCUGCGGCCACAACUUCUGCCAGCUGUGCAUCGGGGGCUACUGGGACACCAGCGAGGUCGACAAGUGCUGCUGCCCCCUCUGCAAGCGCAGCUUCCCGCGCCGCCCCGAGCUCAACAUCAACCGCAUCUUCGCCCAGAUCGCCGAGACCUACAAGGAGUCGAGGGCGGGGGAGGACGACGCAUGGGGAGGCAAACGCGCCCAGCCGGGGGAGAUCGCCUGCGACGUGUGCCUGGGCGGGAGGCGGCGAGCCGUGCGCUCCUGCCUGACCUGCAUGGCCUCCUACUGCGAGGCCCACAUCCAGCAGCACCUCCAGGGGGCGCCCUUCUCCCACCACCAGCUGCGGGAGCCCCAGGUGGCCUUCCAGGGCCGCAUGUGCACGAUCCACCACAAGCUCCUGGACGUGUACUGCCGCACGGACCAGGUCUGCGUGUGCGCCAGAUGCGCCCAGGCCGAGCACCGCAAGCACAGGACAGUGUCCGUCCAGGUGGAGAGGAGCAGCAAGCAGAAGCUGCUUGGGAAGAUGGGCUUGGAGCUGCGGAAGGGCAUUGAGCUCCGGGGUCUCAAGCUGUCGGAGCUGCAGAGCACGAUGGAGUCCCUCAGAAGCCUGGCCCAGCGGGAGAAGGCACAGUGCGAGGAGGUACUGGCGGAGGUGAUCCGGUCAGCAGAGCGGAUCCGGGAGGAGCUGGUCGCCGGGAUCAACCAGAAGCAGGAGGCUAUGGAGAGCAGGGGGGAGGAGAUGGUCAGACAGCUGGGCAACGAGAUGACCGAGCUCAAUAAUCGGCACAACACCCUGGAGCACCUGUCCACCUCCGAGGACCACAUCAGCUUUCUGCAGGGCUUCCAGGAGGCCAGCAGGCCCAUUCAGACAGAGGACACGUCCAGCCUGAGCCUGGAGAUGCAUUUCCACCUGGAGGAGGUGAAGAGAGCCCUGGGCGACGUGAGAGAGAGGCUGGACGACAUCCGGAUGGGCGAGGUCCGGCCCCGGCGGUCUGGUUCUCUCUCUCACAGCGAGAGCACGAUGAGUCUACGAGGGAUGAGGAGGAGUCAGUGGUCCCUGAAAGAUCUCACCAGGAUUCGACCAGGCUCCGGCAUCAAGAGGAUCCGCUCCUACACGGACGACAUCACCCUGAACCCGGUGACGGCCUACCCCUUCCUCAUCCUGUCGGAGGACCGCAAGCAGGUGAAGAGAGGCGAGAAGCUGCAGCACUACCGCAACAGCUCCCAGCGCUACGACGUGCUGUCCUGCGUGCUGGGCAAGGAGGGCUUCACCUCCGGGAGGCACUACUGGGAGGUGGCGGUGAGCGACAACACGGACUGGAAGCUGGGGGCGGUGCGGGAGUCGGCCCCCCGCAAGGGGCUGUUCGACAUGAGCCCACUCACGGGCUACUGGGCCCUCUGGUGGUGCGGGUCCCACCUGCGCGCCCUGACCAGCCCUGCCGCCUCCAAGGUGAAGUACUCGCUGAAGCUGAAGAAGGUGGGCGUGUUCGUGGACUACGAGGAAGGCCAGGUCUCCUUCUACAACGCCAAGACCGGCUCGGAGAUCUACACCUUCACCGACAGCUUCUCCGAGCGGCUGUACCCGCUGCUGGGCACCGGGGACAAGGAGGUGCCCCUGGUGCUCUGCUCUCUGCUCACCAUCGCCGAGUGAGCCGGGGAGGAAACAGACUCCAGGACUCGCUCCCACCGGGAGCCACGCUGGCCUGCAUCCAUCGCUACAGGAACGCCGCAGCACGGGAUCGAUAAUCAACACGGCUCCCCACAGGACAGGGCCGAGAGGAAGUACAACACGAAACACCAGCCGUCCCCUCUCCCCACUCAGCUUGGACCCCGCAGGACAGCGCCUGUGCUUCAUCGCUGCCCCCUGCUGGACCGUCUCCUGAAUUACAUCUCUCUCAGCCAAGCUACAUUCGGCCGAGGAGUCACACUGCUGUGAAACGCUAACGGCUAAAAGUCAAAGUCACAAAAACAAAGUAAAUAUGAAUAUCACACUGAAUAUCAAGAUAAAAAAGAUCUUACUGACUCUUACAAUGAUGUAGUGUACAUAUGCACAUCGACUGAAGAUUAACAAUGCAUUUGACCUACUCUGGAUUUUUCAUUUCAGCUGCACCUCUUUCUGCUGUGAGAGUAAGAGAACAUGCAGCGUGUGGUCAGACCAGACUGCUUACCGUUAAUGCCCUCAGAGUGCUGAGGCCUGGCUGUUAUGCUAUUUCACUCCCUCUCUUAGGCAACAGUGUUACAUGAAAGGAACAGCAAUUAAUUUGAAUUGGCUACAUUACUCUAUGUAGCCAAUGAAUUGUAGCUCUAUGACUUGGCUACAUUACUCUGCUCUCCUCCCCACUGAUAUCUGGUGUGUGGUGAGC